This is a messenger RNA of Drosophila eugracilis, 1157 nucleotides long. RefSeq names its product ribokinase. Gene Ontology annotation, molecular function: ribokinase activity. Bases 209 to 1126 code for a protein of 305 amino acids. The record is from RefSeq and is a predicted model, not a curated record. Gene Ontology annotation, biological process: D-ribose metabolic process. Lineage: Eukaryota; Metazoa; Arthropoda; Insecta; Diptera; Drosophilidae. The transcript is spliced from 3 exons.
AACUUUCUAUCUACUGUAUAUAAUAGCUGAUUUAUCGGCCCCGCCGAUCUUGGCCAGAAAUGGAGUGGUCUAACUGAUAGCAAUCCUCUUGCCCUUGCCCUUCAUCCACUGGGGUCACAUAAUCUCGGACUGAUAAGCGGAACGAAGCAAUCGCUUAAUUUGACAACAAACUAGUGCAUUUUCAACGUUUACGUAUACGGGUGACGACAUGGCUCAAACCACCGAAGUGCUGGUCUUUGGCUCUGCCAUCAUAGACUUUAUAUGUUAUACCUCCCGCCUUCCAAAACCUGGAGAAACGCUCCAUGGACACCGAUUUCAGACAGGUUACGGCGGAAAGGGCGCCAAUCAGUGCGUGGCCGCCGCUCGCCAAGGAUCCCGCACAGCUCUUGUGGCUAAAUUGGGGGCAGAUACCUUUGGCGGCGACUAUUUGCGACAGCUGCGCGAGGAGCAGGUUAAUGUGGAGCACGUGCAGCAGUUGGAAGGCCAAACGACGGGCGUGGCUCAGAUAGCUGUGUCCGAUGACGGCGAGAACAAUAUCAUCAUCGUGGUGGGCGCCAACAGUCAGCUGAGCCCCUCCGAUGUCAACAAAGCUGACAAGCUUUUUCAGGAGGCCAAAGUACUGGUCUGCCAACUGGAGACGCCAAUUGAGGCUACCCUGACGGCCCUUAAGUCUUUCCAGGGCGUCUCAAUCGUGAAUGCGGCCCCGGCCAUGGAGAAUACACCCCAGGAACUGCUCCAGCUGGCCAGUAUCUUUUGUGUGAACGAAAGUGAGGCGGCUCUUAUGACCCAAAUGGUCAAAAUCGAGACCGUGGAGGAAGCCCAAGAAGCCGCUGCGAAGCUGAGAAAAAUGGGCGCCAACAUAGUUAUAAUAACUCUGGGGAAACUAGGAGCCAUUUUCGGAACCUGUGACCCUAAGGACGGUUACCAGCAUGUUCCUGCGCCGCAAGUGCCACCAGAGAAAGUGGUGGACACUACAGGAGCCGGUGAUGCCUUUAUCGGCGCUUUGGCCCACAACAUUGCCCGUCAUCCAAAGAACAAAAUGAGGGAUCAUAUUGUCGCCGCCUGCCAAGUGGCCUCUCAAUCCGUCCAGCUACCCGGGACACAGGCCAGCUUUCCACGUACUUAGAGGCCGAACAUUAAAUCUCUUUUCAAACGUA